Molecule: messenger RNA, 3770 nt
Organism: Trichobilharzia regenti
Lineage: Eukaryota; Metazoa; Platyhelminthes; Trematoda; Strigeidida; Schistosomatidae
Source: the annotation of a GenBank genome assembly
GUUUGAAAUUACCUCAAUUCGAAUGACAAACUGGCCAAUCACAAGCAAAUAAAUCAUUUGUUUAUCACACUCGCGGGUACUCAAAAUCACGGCCGUCGACAGGCUGCCCAGGGCAUGUCUGUUAAACGAAGAGCAGAUGUUUUGGAUCCGGAUUUCGCUGUUAUCCGUCAACAGAUUUCUAAACUUUUGCAGCAAAGUCUUAACGACUGCAAAAGUUUCCUGCUGAUGGUGAAGUCGCUAUAUCCAAGUUCUAUAAAGUUGGAAAUGAUUGAGUAUGAACUUUUUCAAGAAUAUGGAGAUAGCACCCAAGCCGCUGAGAUAUUAUGUCGCCUACAUGAAAAUCAGAAGCAUCUUGAUGUAUCACAAGUUGAUCUUCUCGGCAAAAUAAUUCAAAACCCCACUGAUAAAGUGUGUUGUGAAAUUUUUUCGAAGCUAACUCCGUUCCUGCAGAAACAUCUAGCACAAUUUUAUAUGAAACAAAUAACCAAUGACCUAAUCAGAGCAGACAGCAUUAUAUAUUUGCUUAACUCGAAAGAUGUAGUUUUGCACCCUCAAACUCUACCCAUGUUACUUUCAAUGGCAAACCAAAGUCUUAUGGAAGGUGAAAACACUUUACGUAAAAACAUGGAUGUGAAAAAUCAUUCAGCAACUGUCUGUGGUCGUGAAUCAAUCGUAAAGAUGGAAAACAUAGAUGAAGGCGAAGAAGGAGAAGUAAUGGGAGGCGAUGACGAAGAUGAGUUCGUAGAUGAUCUUGAUACAUGCAGUGCUGAGGCUGACGACAAUGCAUGGAGUGGUAUUCCAGUCUCAGUGUUAAACAUAUUUCGUUUCAAAAUAACCUACGAGUUGCUCCCAGCGGCAUACAAGGCUGUUAGUGUUGCCAAACUGGACAAAAAUCUCAUAUAUAGGAUGUCAGUUACAUCACUCAACUUCCUAUUAACGUACAUAGCUCACAUUCCGAAAAAUCCACGUAUCGACGGGCUGGAAGAUGAUGUGUUUUCAACGAAAAAAGCCCCGAAAAUGUACAUAGCAGACUGUUUGAAAAUGGUAGGACACAUGUUACAGUGGCCUGUUAACAAUACUUUUGACUUCACUUCUAGUAGAAGCCCGUCUGCCCUUGUACAGCUUACUAAGGAUUUGUUUCGGGAGACCAUGUCUUCAUGCGAAAGUUCACCUACAAAGAAGGAUACACGUGAUAAAAUGCCUCGUCCGUCUGGUCAAAGUCUAAGUCAUAAAUUUCAUCCUUUAGCUUUCCAGACGCUCAGCGUAUUUUGGUACACACUUAUUGAUAUAGGUGUAUCAUACCUGAACAAGUUCCGCCACGGAAUCUUCGAAAACAAGUUGAGAAAAUCCUCUGCAAACAGGAUAUUUUACUUCCCACUAAAUCUAGAUGCUAUUUUUAAUCUAAUAUCUAAUAAGGGUUCUUCUCUAGAGGAUGAAGAUACAGUACUCUUGAAAUAUAUUCAUGAAAUCUGGAGUUUUCGUAAGUAUAGUUCCAAUUCAUACUCUUUUGCUGUUCGAGUGCUGGAUACAUUGGAAGAGGAUAUUCGUCCACGUUCCUAUGGAUUAUGUGAUUGUAGUUACGAAACACAUUUUGAACAAAUCAUUCGUUUAGAUUUUGCUCUGAGUGGUUUGAGUAACAAUCACCAAGAAAUAUUAUGGGCUUGUAAAUUCAUGAAUAAAUACCGCAGCAGUAUGUACCGUGACCCAGAAGGCACUUUUAUAUAUAGGUUUCUUCAGAUGCUCAUUGUAUCACUAUGGCCUAAAGAAAGUUGUAUUGCAGUCAGACGGGAAGCUUGUCAUGGACUAUGGGGAGAUUUCGUAAAAGAAUUUAGAUCAGUCUUCUCUCUUCUUGAUCACAACAAAGAAGAAAAGAUACAUCUUCGGAGUAUUUGUCAUCUUGUACCACUUACGCGUACCAUCGCGGCGUUCAUUGUAUCCAAAGCUUUGGCAAGCAAUUUAUGUCAUGUGUCUCGGGAAACAAAAGAUGCUGUUAUUGCUGUUAAAUCUGCUUGUUUGGCAUGCGUAUUAUGUCAGGCUGACGCAAUGUCGAAUGUCGUAUUUUAUUCAGAGCCUGGGUGGCCGCCUUCAUUUCCGUUUAUUUCGGAAAUAAUGCAUAGUCAUUGGAAUAGUAUGCGAAAUCAGUUCCUGGAGUGGUUGUUAUCUCCGACCGCAUAUAUUUUCGAUGUGUGUUUGUUGAAUGCAAUGUUUCAAUUGGAGUGCACUGUUGGAGUAGCAGCUGAGUGGAUUUUUUAUGUUACAAUAUUUAUAAUUUAAAAUGAGUUUACUACUAAGUGCUGCCACGUCUUCCUCACAGUACCUCUUGGGUUUUAAUUUAUCCUAGUCCACAUCUGUCUAUCUCAUGGUGUACAACAUGGUUUUUAGCUUGACAAGUUUUCAACCCAAACGAUGCAGAAAACACCAAUAUUUUGAUUAUGUUAAGUCUAUUAUCAUGUUAUAUGCUUAAUUGUACAAUGAGUACCUGUCGAUGAUCACUGGUUACAAUAUAAAUUGUGAAUACUAUCUGCUCGGCCAGUCACUGUCUUCCUUGUAGUCAUAUCACUUCCUGCAUUACUAAUAGAAUGUCUUAGUCUUGUAACGGCUUUGUAGAAAUGACAUUCUUUAUUAAGUCACAUUAUUAAUUAGUAAAAUUGACACUGUUUAUUGUUGGCCAGUUUCGUGAGAUUUGUAAGGAUAAAUAAGGCAAAUACCACUGUGUAUUUUGUGUUGAUCCUCAUCACAAAGUCUAAGUUACAUUAGAAUGUCAUAUGUCUACUCUGUUGUUACCACCAUUGUAAUGUCGGGAUUUCUGUGAUCAAUAAUUCAUGGUUCUAAGAUUUCAUGUUAUAAGCAGUGAUAUAAACCAGUUAGAAUGAAAACCUAAACCAGAAGUAGACUUGUAAUUACGGAUAUAACCGAAGAAACUAGAUUGUUUGAGAUAUUAAGUUGAUUCCGAUUUGUGCUCUUGACCGACAUUUGAAAUUAUUUUGUUUAUUACCUAGUCUGUCAUUUGGUAAAACUUGUGAACUACUGGAGUAUAAAUAAUCAAUAACUUGUGUUUGGAUUUACCGUUCAUCCCUUACUCUGAGAAAUACACAGGAUUAAAAACAAUUCGCCUUAUUGAUAGAUUUGAACAAAGCAAAAGCAAGAGUUCAUUUUCAUUAUUUCCUGGAUUCUUUUCAACAUACUACAACCUAAACAGUACCUAAAUAAAUCAAAUACAAAACAUUCGAACAUGCUUUCAUCACGUUGACAAAUUAUUAACCUACACUAUAAGUAGCUAAAUUUUUAAAAGGUUAGAUUAUAUAUAGGAUCAUUAGGUGAAUAUUCUUGAAAAGAACUAGAGGGAACAGAGUUCGAGAAUUUGGAUAAAAAAGCGUUAAAAGAAAGCAUUUUAUUACAAUAGGUUGGUAAUCACAAGACUGAUGAACAGUAGCAAGAACAAUAAGGUGAAUAAUGUGCAGUUGGAAAAGCAGAACAAGUAAUACUGGAUGAUACAUAACAUAAGAGCUGUGUAUCUGCUUUAUGAGUAUAACCGCUGCAGCAAUGCCAAAUACACCACUGCCUUUUUAUGUACAUAAAAAUGUGCUCUGCACUUGUUGGUAGUGAUUGUUUCGGCUAAACGUAAACGAUUGGGUUUAUGUAGCCUGGCGAAUAUUUUGAACUCCUCUAGACUGUCCAUCAGAUAGCCCUAAAUCACCGUUCAGUGCCUGUAUAUCCCUAAUUGUCAGAUUUUCUUGUACUUGUUCAAAAGAGCGGAUAGCAACCUUUUU